Molecule: messenger RNA, 1992 nt
Organism: Aspergillus campestris IBT 28561
Lineage: Eukaryota; Fungi; Ascomycota; Eurotiomycetes; Eurotiales; Aspergillaceae
Product: putative HMG box transcriptional regulator
Exons: 5
Coding region: 1-1992 (663 amino acids)
Biological process (GO): cell differentiation; anatomical structure morphogenesis; negative regulation of transcription by RNA polymerase II
Molecular function (GO): RNA polymerase II cis-regulatory region sequence-specific DNA binding; DNA-binding transcription factor activity, RNA polymerase II-specific
Source: RefSeq, a predicted model, not a curated record
AUGUCUUACGAUCGAGUGCUCCCCAAACCGCCCGCUUUCCAUUAUGACUCUCAAGUCACCCUGUCUCGACCGACUAGCAAUCUCCUCGAGCACAAGAUCAUGAAUGACGACCUCACCAAGAUGUCUGUGAUGGAUCAUCGAAGAGAUACUCCCGCCGUCGGAGCUUCUUGUCGCUAUGUGGCCGACGCCCUCCCCCAGGUCCAUCUCUCCUCUCUCAACCGGGCCAAGAUCGCUUUGAAUAAGAUCGCUUCCACCGCGCCCAUCGACCCUCAGAGGUCCACGGAGCCGGGGUUGGCCCCCCAGCUGGCCCUUCGAGAGCGCUCCUCGGUCUCGGAACGCUCCUCCUCCGCUAGCCCUACCAAGAGGGAGAGCGAGACCAAUUGCCCAAAUCUCCACCGCACGGCGUCCUGCCAUCUUCUAACACUCAUUCCCACAGCCUUCAUCCUCUAUCGCCAACACUACCAAGCGGCAGUCGUGGCUUCGAACCCGGGACUCGCCAACCCCGAGGUCUCCAAGAUCAUUGGCAUCCAAUGGAGGAGUUUGCCCCAAGAUACCAAGGAUGAGUGGAAGAAACUCGCCGAGGCUGAAAAAGCCCGGCAUCAACAGCAAUAUCCGGAGUACCGGUAUCAGCCGCGCCGUUAUGGACGAGAUGGCAGCUCUCGAGGCACGAGUUCGGGGAUCAGCCACAACCCCAACGGCUCGAGUGUCUGCAGUCGGUGUGGUGGCCGAGUGAUGAACCCGCCCGUAUCUCCGGACGCCAUCUUCACCCCAAAUGGGUCCACGAGCUCGAGCGCUUCGUCGGCGACUCCAGAGGCGGCCACGGUCCGUAAUUACCACUGCCGGACGACGGAUGCAGAGCGUGUCCCGCACCCGAUCAAGGUCGAGACGGCGAAGGUUGAGACUGAUGGGGGCCAUCAUGCGUCUCGGCAACGCCAGUGGGAGGAGAACGGAGCUCGAUCCCCAGACUCGAAGCGUCGACGUUUUAACCCCCAACCCACCUUCAAAUCGAAUUCCCAUCACGUCCCGCCGAAUUAUCGAGGCCCACAUCACACCUUUCAAAUGUGGCAGCCGCCUCGACCGCUGCGUAGUGCGCACUCAGGCCCACCGCAUGAUCCCAGCCUCACGCUCCCUCCCCUGCAAACGACCGCGACGACUCCCAGUGCCAUGACCCCAGUCACCCCGUUCCCCAAAGAAGGGUCGAGCGUUGAGGCGACAGUGAUGACGAUCCCGUUCCUCAACAAGAUCAAGGUUAUCUCCAAGAUUGCACCCCCGCUGACCCCCUCAUUCCGGGAAGGGGCCGCUCAAAGACGGGGUGCCGUGAUCGCUGUGGAGGGACAAGAUUCGAAGCUGGUGAACGCCAUGGUGGAACAUCUGAACCACGUGCUGCAGAAAGAAGGCAAAUAUCAACCUCGCGUCUUCCCCGGACCCAAGGUGCCGACGGGGGAGAAAUACGCGGAGCCCAACCAAGCGGGUCAUGGACAUUGUCCGCUUUGUCGCACCCGAGCUAUCAGAAACGAAGUCGGUGGACGGGGAAUCUGCAACGCCCGGGAUGUCCCCAAGACCAUCAUCCCCAAGACGGCAGAUAUGCACAUCCGCUCGCCGUCCCAGUCGAGCGACAACGGGUCGGUAUCAGCGGGCUCUUCCUCGGGAGCAAGCACGUGUUUCGUUCCCGUCGCCCUCGUCCCUCAAUAUCAGCUGACGACGGCGGAUUUCUUCGCCUGCUCGGUUCCCCUCAAUGACUCGUACGCGGUGUUGGACCACUGGCAGUGGAUGGCAUCCCUGUGGCGGGGAUGCGUGGGGGCCGAUAUCACCGUCUACAUCCGGGACUGCGAGAGAGAGGAGUUGGACCGGUACGGGGGAAACCCCGUCGAGGUGCGUCUUCAGGACGCACGGACUGUGGUGCUACGUCGAGCUGCAGGGUCCACGCGGGACCUUGACGAAAAGGCCCUGAAACGUGUUGGAUUCGAAAUUGAGUUUUUCCUCUCCCAGUGA